This is a messenger RNA of Trichoderma harzianum CBS 226.95, 864 nucleotides long. RefSeq lists its product as hypothetical. Lineage: Eukaryota; Fungi; Ascomycota; Sordariomycetes; Hypocreales; Hypocreaceae. The record is from RefSeq and is a predicted model, not a curated record. Gene Ontology annotation, molecular function: RNA polymerase II cis-regulatory region sequence-specific DNA binding; DNA-binding transcription factor activity, RNA polymerase II-specific. The transcript has a single exon. Gene Ontology annotation, cellular component: transcription regulator complex; PcG protein complex. The coding region runs from base 1 to 864 and encodes 287 amino acids. Gene Ontology annotation, biological process: regulation of transcription by RNA polymerase II.
AUGGCGUUGGUCUCAUCAUUCCAAUCUCCUCCCUAUGGCACACAAUACUCUGGAUAUUACCGGCCGCCUCCAUCGCCCCCCAUGGACGAGCCAAAGUGCUCAUUGCCCUCUAUCUCCAACCUGCUGGGCCUAGCCGACGCAGGCUCACUGGCGAGUGAGGCGUCAUACAAAUCACAGCACAACUCUCCCAGACCAUAUGUCAAGACUGAGAGCCGCCCGGCUUCACGACACAGGACACUGCCACCCACACCGCCCAUGUCCACAGAUGCCUCUUUUGACAUUCGACGCUCUCCAUCAAGCAAGCCUAGCAGCAUCUCCCAUGCUCCUCACAGCCACUAUUACGAGACAACCCCCCCUGUAGAGGCCCAUGAUGCACACCGUCAUCGAAUGGCCGCCUCUCGGCCUACCAUCUCAACAUCGGUUGCCCAGCAGCCUUCAAUGGCAUCUGCCCAGUCUCCUGUCGGCAGCUACUAUCCCGUGCAGAACCUACCACCGCCUUCUCCUGCUCAGGUGCCUGGUCUUCAGUAUCAGCGUGCGCUGCCCCAGUCAUUCCCACCGCCGCCUAGCCCCCUCAGCGUAACACCCUCUGGUGGCUAUGUCUGGCAACACCACCAUUAUCUCAACCCGUCCAACGGGAUCCCAUUCCCUCCCACUCAAGAUCGAUACAUCUGCCAAACUUGUAAUAAGGCUUUCAGCCGGCCCAGCAGCCUGCGCAUCCACAGCCACUCGCACACUGGCGAGAAGCCCUUCAAGUGCCCUCACACUGGAUGCGGCAAGGCCUUUAGUGUUCGAAGCAAUAUGAAGCGACACGAGCGAGGCUGCCACGGCUUUGACGUAGGGAAGGGACCUAUUCUUCUCUCCUAA